GCCUGCACGCACACGCUCACCUGACACACUCUGAGCACUUAGACAGAUUUUCGCAGGAGCUCUCUCAUCUUCCGCUCUUUGUGGCUCGCCGUUCUCAUCUUAUUUUUUGUAGAUCGUGUUUGCGUUCCUGCGGCGCUGCAUUUCCUAGACCGUGGUUGUUCGUUCAAUCUCCUUUUUGUUGUUUUUCUAAGCCAUUUGAGUGGAGCUUUGCCGUUGAGUUUUGGCGGAGUUUUGGUGGAGUUUUGGUUGUCUGUGGACUCGUUGGAGGCGAUGGUGGAAAGGAAGGAAGAGGAGGAUGGAGAGGGAUGAAGGGAUGCGAUUGCGGUUGCUGUUGACAUUGUUGAUGAUGUUGCAGGCACAGCCGUGUCCUCCGAGGGUAGGCGUUGUUGUGAAGAGGGUUGAAGUUCAAGGAGGGUAGCGUUGUGUUUUUUUUUAGUGAAGUAAUGCUUUUUGGGAAAAGCUGCUGCUGCAGCAUUGAUGAGUCGUGUAUCGUGACAGAGCGACGGAGGAUUAGUGGCGAGAACGAGAGAGUGGCAGGAUUAGUGUAGGUGGGGGACACUAUGGCGGAUUCUUUGAACAGCAGCGUUUCGGAGGAUAACGACUCGUUGGAUGGAUAUUACGGGAAUGGCAGACAUGCACUAGACUAUGGCAAUGUUCCUCAAUUUGCUGGCCUGACGAGGUCGGAUUCCAACACCCGCCGCAAGAGUGUAGUGCGCGCUUGUCCUGAUACAGAGGAUCUUUUGAACCUGUUGCAUGGGUCUGAUCCAGUUAAGGUGGAGCUGAACCGCCUCGAGAACGAAGUCAGGGAUAAAGAUCGGAAAUUGGCAGAAGCUACUGCAGAAUGCAAAGUGCUUAAGCAGCGUGAGCGAUUACGCGAGAAAGCUGUCGAGGAGCUCGCGGAGGAACUUGACAAAGUUGAUGAAAAGCUCAAAGCCGCAGAAGAUCUUUUGGAGAGCAAGAACCUUGAAUUGAAGAAGCUCAAUGACGAGAAGAAAGCAGCUCUGGCCGCCCAGUUUGCAGCGGAGGCAACUCUGCGAAGGGUGCAUGCAGCUCAGAAAGAUGAGCAGUUACCGUCCAUUGAAGAAAUUUUAUCCCCUCUUGAGGCUGAGUUGAAAAUUGCGCGACAGGAAAUUGCCAAACUUCAAGAUACCAACAGGGCCCUUGAUCGUUUAACUAAGUCCAAAGAGGCUGCCCUUCUGGAAAUAGAGAGAGCUAUAGAUGCUGCCGAAGCUAAGGCAUCUCAGGUGGAUGAUCUUCUUAAUCGGAAUCAGGAAUUGAUGAAACAAAUCGAAAUCUGCCAGGAAGAGAACAAAAUAAUGGAUAAGAUGCAUCGUCAGAAGACAGCUGAAAUAGAGAAGCUGAGUUCCACCGUAGCCGAGUUGGAAGAAGCAGUGCUUGCUGGUGGAGCUGCUGUUAAUGCAGCUCGGGACUACCAACGACAGGCACAUGAGUUACUGGAAGGGAAGAAGACGUUGGAGAGAGAGCUUGCACGAGCGAAAAUCACAGCUAACAGGGUUGCAGUUGUGGUUGCUAACGAGUGGAAGGAUGCAAAUGACAAGGUUAUGCCAGUCAAGCAGUGGCUCGAUGAAAGGCGGUUUAUGCAGGGUGAAAUGCAGCAGCUGCGAGACAAACUAGCGUCAGCCGAGAGGACUGCAAAGAACGAAUCGCAAUUGAAGGAUAAAUUUCAAAUGCGGUUGAAGGUUCUCGAGGAGAGCUUGAAGCCAGUUACAAAUGGUGCUCCACGUCGGACGGAGGAAGUGAGAAGUUCAAGCACUACCAGACGUUCUACCUCUGGAUCAGAGGAGGCAUCUAAACUUCUCGCAAAUGGCUCCAGACGUCAACGCUCUGCCGUCACCCAAGUACGAGCUUCGAUGGCUAGCCAAACACUUAUGAGAGCCACCAACGGUAGAAUGACGUCCAAGUCUUUUGAUGGAGGUAGAUCGCUUGAUGCGGGCACAACCCGACUGAGGGCAUUUUCAAAUGGAUUUGAGGAGGUUCGUACUGGUAGGAGAAUACCUGUUGCCGCGGAACCCGAGCCGGUUUCUACUACACAGAAGGCCGAGACAGGAGCAGUAAAGCCUGAUUCUGUUGAAGCCAAGUCCGAGGUAGAAGCUGUCAAGUCCGAGAAUGGAACAACAAACCAAGUGUCUGGAUCAUCCUCUUCGGUGGAGGAUCCAGUAUCAGGUGUGUUGUAUGACCUUCUACAGAAAGAAGUUGUCAACCUGAGGAAGGCAAGCUAUGAAAAAGAUCAAAGUCUCAAGGAUAAGGAUGAUGCUAUUGAGAUGCUCUCAAAGAAAGUCGACACUUUAUCUAAGGCUUUGGAAGUUGAGGGAAAGAAGAUGAGAAGAGAAGUCCAAGCAAUGGAGAAGGAAGUUGCCACCCUGCGAGCUGAAAAGGAUCAAACACGGAAUCCAAGGAGGCUUAGCUCAGGGACGGGAACUGUAAAUAGUUCCUCUAAGUUGCUGUCGGGGAGGAAUGGGGAGAGGCCCAUGGUCAGGAGUUGAUGCCUGCAAUUUGUGACCUUGUGCUCCUGAUGGAGCGUAGUUCGCUGGAAAAAAAAUCUCUGCACUCGGCAUAGAUAGUGAGAUGGGGUCUCUUGCAUGUGUAGCAUUAAUGUAUCCUGAUUUUACGAGAUUGUAUCUCUGUUCUGUGAACAAAUUAGAGUGUGCCGUGCGUCAUAGGAGAUGAUAUUCUUGAGCAAGAUACCCCAGAUUAUGUUUCAACAUAAAUUAGGCAUUUUAGUAGUCUUCAUGCAUCUUCAUUUCUGUCAUUACAUUUGCGUAAGACAUUGUAUGUUUAUGGGUCCUUAUGGAUGACAUGUUGACACAAGAAUGUUAUGUGUCCUUGGUAAUCUAAGAUGUGUGUUAUCAA
This is a messenger RNA of Physcomitrium patens, 2871 nucleotides long. Its product is annotated as microtubule-associated protein 70-3. The record is from RefSeq and is a predicted model, not a curated record. Lineage: Eukaryota; Viridiplantae; Streptophyta; Bryopsida; Funariales; Funariaceae. Gene Ontology annotation, molecular function: microtubule binding. Gene Ontology annotation, biological process: cytoskeleton organization.